AUGGAUUUAGAACAAGCUGGAUUAAAAAAACAAACUAUCGAUCGCUUCUGUCGCCAAUACCUACAAUUAGAACGAGAUCUUGACUACCCUUCAUCCAUACUCUUACGAGAGGCCGAUGUACAAGAUACUCUCUACAAUCAAAUUUUUGCGGAUGGAGCUCUUGAUUAUUCUCCUCCCCCAAGAUAUCAACUAAGAGUACUGAAGGAACUCAUGUCCAAGAUUGAAGCUAGCAUCGAGGAUUGGGAUAGCCAUGGAAUUUCCGAUGACUUGAUGUCCUCCCUCUCUAAUCUCCUUGCUCUUUCACUUCCAUCAGAAAUGACUGCUGCGCAGCAAAAGUCAUACGUAACCUACACCCCCUCAUUGCUUGAUAUAUCAAGUAUAGGUAGUCAUCAUAGUUUUCCCUCGCCUCAGAUCACAUUGCUAGAGUCGCGGAACCUUAUCUCUGCCUCGGGGACGACUGGUUUACGGACUUGGGAAGCAGCUCUUCAUCUUGGACAGUUCCUCACUACUAACCCUUCUAUCAUCCGCGACAAGACGGUUCUAGAGUUAGGGGCAGGUACUGGAUACUUGUCAAUUCUUUGUGCCAAAUUCAUGGCUCCUACCAUGGUCAUCGCCUCGGACGGUUCUGACGAUGUAGUGGCAAAUCUUCCGGAGAACUUUUUUCUAAACGGGCUUCAAGAGUCAGGGGUGGUCCGAGCUAUGGAUGUCAAGUGGGGACACGCUCUUGUAGGGACGGAAGAUGAGCAUUGGAACGGCGGCAUACCAAUUGACGUCGUCCUCGCUGCCGACGUCACCUACGAUAAAAGCAUAAUCCCCGCUCUCAUCGGCACUCUAGAGGAACUGGUGGGGAUGUUCCCGCAAAUUGCAAUUUACAUCGCUGCUACCGAAAGGAAUCGAGAGACCUUCAACGUCUUCCUAGAUGUUUGUAAGGAGAGGCAUCUCAACGUCGAGGAGAUUAAUUAUGAACUUCCACGCAGAGAGGAUCAACAUGGCCCAUUUUACAGCGAUCAGGUCCCAAUUAGGAUAUGCAGAAUAUUAAAAAGCUGCUGUGCCGUGGUAAAAUUCACAACAGAUCGAUGGGAGAUUCAGGAAGGAAAAGGAUUGGUCCUCACAUGGACUGAUGCUAUCGGCGUGGUUGACAUCGACUUGGCGAAGGUAACAGCUGAGGGGCUAUUACGGCCCAACGGAAUCGCGAAAGACUAUUCAGGCAACAGUACAUUCGCUUGGACACCAACUGUCGACCUCACCCCGGGUGAUUAUGUCUUCCGCAUCAGAGACCAAUGGAGUGCCGAUGAGUCGCCAAGGCUAGCAUUCUCUACUCUCUCUGCCCGCUCUCCACAGAAUAACGUAUCCCAGGACACUAGCAACGCUAGUAACGGUAACGGCAGCGGUGACGAUGGCAUCGGACCUAGUACUGCAGCUGGAAUAGGGGUUGGCUCUACUCUCGGAGGAAUCGUACUGCUGGCCCUAGUUGCUUUCCUGGUCUAUCGCGGGCGGCAGAGCAAGACUAGGUUAGGAGACCAAGAGGAUGGCGAACACGGCGCGGGAAAGCAGAAACAGAAGGGGCCCCAACUUGACAUCUAUGGGAGCCAAACACAGGGCUUAGUCGGUAGCUAGGGUUUCCAAAUGGCAGUUUCGUAAGUACGUAUGCGUCAAAUUUGGAAGAAUUGCCAUAACAUCCACCGUGAACACAGAAGAGGCUGUUGCCUCUAUACAUGGAAAGAGAGCUAGACUUAAAGCCGAUAUGAAGUACCUAAGAAGUCCAUGGGAAGGAACAUUCUUUAGCUUACAGAGACGAUGAUAUGGUUAUAAUAAUGCGGGUGUGCUUAUAAUUAGGUAAUUGUAAAUACCUAGAACCGUCGAAUGAGAAAAUCAAGGCAUCACCUUCAGGUACAGUACAUGCCAUCUUUGCAGGAAUGAAUAGGUACCUAUAUAAGCAUGAUUUCCCCCAAAACAAGUCAAUAUCUAGUUAAGGUACAAUCUAAGCCUCAUACACCGUAGGUAUCUUUCAGCAGAAACUAGUAUCCUCGCCGAAAACGGUUGACCAGUCUCUUCAUCUUUUCCGUGGUUCGCUGCUCAAGUGAUCGGCUGGAACAUUCUUCAAGGAUUGCUGUAUCCAAGCCGGCGCUUCGCAACUUGACUAGAUGGCGAUUCCAUUGCUUCCUUGUACUGCUUCUAGUGAUACCGCCACGCUCGAUGAGUAGUAGGGAGGUGGCAUACUUCACCAACAGCCAGCUCUCGUCAGAUUUACCAGGGUCCCCAUGCGGUAUUCGAAAAUCCGAAAUUAUAUGGUCUAAGGGGGUAUUACCCAAAGAGUCGGUCUCAUUGACUUCAGCUCCACGAUCUAAU
This is a messenger RNA of Annulohypoxylon truncatum, 2349 nucleotides long. Its product is annotated as putative methyltransferase-domain-containing protein. The transcript is spliced from 5 exons. The record is from RefSeq and is a predicted model, not a curated record. Bases 1 to 1617 code for a protein of 538 amino acids. NCBI's taxonomy places the organism in Eukaryota, Fungi, Ascomycota, Sordariomycetes, Xylariales, Hypoxylaceae.